AUGGCAGUCGCAGAUUUAUCUGUAAUGGUAUUCGACGUAAUAUUGUACGAGAUUAAGGAUUCAUAUUUUCCGUAUUCAUUCUUCAACUACACACCGAUUUGCUGCGUGAACAUAUUCCUGAUUAUGGCUUCAGUUGAUUGUUCUGUCUGGUUAACAGUCGCCUUCACCUUCGAUCGAUUUGUGGCCAUUUCUUGCCAAAAGCUGCGAACAACCUACUGUACCGUUAAAACAGCAACUGUGGUUAUUGCAGUGGUUUGCUCUCUGAGCAGUUUACAGUCUGUUCCGGGCUAUUUUGCAGUUGAACCCCGAGAAAUAAUUGAUAAUGUACCAUGGUCCUGCUCCAUCAAAGCGAGCUUCUAUACAUUACCCAUCUGGCAGGCAUUUUGGUGGCUGGACACGAUUUUAACUCCAUUUGUCCCAUUUGUUCUGGUAAUAUUGUUUAAUGCAAUGACCAUCAAACAUAUUCAACAGGCUAACAGAAUCCGACGUGCACUCCGAGGAAAAUCUGGUGAUCAGAAUUGCAAAGAUCCAGAAAUGGAGACCCGCAGAAAGUCAAUGAUUAUAUUGCUUGCUAUAUCUGGCAACUUCAUAAUUUUAUGGAUUAUAACAUUAGUAUCUUAUGUAUCUGUGCAAUUUACAGGUGCGCAAUUGUUAGUAGCAGAUUACAACGACCCAUUUACUAUUCUUGAACAAUCUGGAUAUAUAUUGAGAACUUUGAGCUGCUGUACAAAUACGUUUAUUUAUGCUGUUUCCCAGCGUAAAUUCAAAGAAGAGUUAAAGAGUAUGAUUAAAUGUCCUGUGGCUGCAAUGCCUUUUUCACAUAAGUUAGACAAAUAA
Molecule: messenger RNA, 837 nt
Organism: Chiloscyllium plagiosum (whitespotted bambooshark)
Lineage: Eukaryota; Metazoa; Chordata; Chondrichthyes; Orectolobiformes; Hemiscylliidae
Source: RefSeq, a predicted model, not a curated record